Molecule: messenger RNA, 1239 nt
Organism: Truncatella angustata
Lineage: Eukaryota; Fungi; Ascomycota; Sordariomycetes; Amphisphaeriales; Sporocadaceae
Product: emp24/gp25L/p24 family/GOLD-domain-containing protein
Exons: 3
Coding region: 216-860 (214 amino acids)
Biological process (GO): endoplasmic reticulum to Golgi vesicle-mediated transport; Golgi organization; intracellular protein transport
Cellular component (GO): Golgi apparatus; endoplasmic reticulum; endoplasmic reticulum-Golgi intermediate compartment
Source: RefSeq, a predicted model, not a curated record
AGCAAUGUUUAGUUAGCAGCUGCCGUGCUGUGCUGGGGGUUUCUGAUAUUCUGGCUUGUGCUUGUCUGGCCUCUACAGCACGGAUCCGUCAAGUCACAGCAGGCGGCCCUCAGCUCAAUUCCACUUCCAGUUUCAAUCUCAAGCCUUCGGAUGUUCUGAACACACGACCGACAGACAGACAGAUACAUCACACAUCAAACCACCCCCCCACGACCAUGGCGUUUUCGCGGACGUGGCUGCAACACGUUUGCGGCCUCCUUUUCUUCCUCUGUUCCGUUUCCGCCCUCAAGUUCGACCUCGAAGCAAAGAAUGGAAAGCAAGAGAGAUGUAUAAGGAAUUUCGUCGCCAAGGACACGCUGGUUGUGGUCACGGCCACCGUCGAUGGCUUCAAGGGCGAUGGAAUGCUUGUCAAUAUUAACAUCAAGGACGCCGUAGGAAACGAGUACGGCCGCGCCAAGGAUGUCGUCGGCGAGUCGCGACAGGUCUUCACUUCGCAUGCCGACGCUGCAUUCGACGUCUGCUUCGACAACCAAAUCACCGGACGACCCAACAACCCUACCCGUCACGUCGAGCUCGACAUUGAUAUUGGUGCCGACGCCAAGGACUGGUCUGCCAUCCAGGCCACCGAGAAGCUGAAGCCUAUCGAGGGCGAGUUGCGCCGCAUCGAGGAGACUGUCUCCGAGAUCGUCACUGAGAUGGACUACCUGCGCUCCCGCGAGCAGAAGCUCAGAGACACCAACGAGAGCACCAACACCCGCGUCAAGUGGUUCGGCAUUGGAACCACCACCCUGCUCGUCGCCUUGUGGGCGUGGCAGAUCAUGUACUUGAGGGCCUACUUCCGCAGCAAGCAUCUCAUCUAAACAUGACGGGGGUCAUUGGAUCAACGCAGAGAAGCAGGUGGGCAGGAACUGUUUGAUAGUCAAAUGGGCUUCUGGGUGGCAUUUUCAAGCGAUCUACAUGUGGUUGCGCCUUCAAGUAGCACUGGGUUCUACGGAGGCAGAAAAGAAACACCCCCGACGGAAGAAAAAGGCUUCGCGCCAUGUAUGCAUACGGUAACCUGUCAAGGCCAAGGCAUAGGCAUAUGCGUCUCAUGACAGGAAAGGAGUUUAGAGAUGAAUAAAUGGCGUAAUGACUGGCAGAAUCAGGGACUCACACAUCCCUACUUAGUAACGGCGAUGUGGUUGAACUGCAUCAAUGAACUCACCGAGUCUCACAUUUUCGCUCGGCCGACAAAAACGC